This is a messenger RNA of Arachis ipaensis, 1781 nucleotides long. Lineage: Eukaryota; Viridiplantae; Streptophyta; Magnoliopsida; Fabales; Fabaceae. The record is from RefSeq and is a predicted model, not a curated record.
GUGAGACUGAGAAGUGUUGUAAGGAAUGAAUACAUGCAUCACAGACACCAGCUCAUGACCGUGAUUCAGAUAUCAUAUUCCUUUUAUUUAAUUUAAUAUUAUUUAUAACUACAACCAACCGGAAGAGACAAACGUAUAGGAAUUUGGAUUUUUGUAUUCCAAUUGAAUUCUAGUGUGCAACAAUAUUAACAAUGUUUCGAUCAAUCCUAUGGCACAACCUUGGAAUCAUUCUUCAACUCUCAUUCUUUUUUGUUUUUCAGUGUAACAUCGCAAACUUGGAUGUGGUGUUGCCAGUUGUGUAUUCAACUUAUUUGGAAUCAUGCCUAUAAUGCUUGCUAAAUCAGAUUUAAUUUGUUUAACAAUGUUCAACUGAGUGAUUAUUAUUAUUAUUAUUAUUGCAGAGAAUAAUCCUGAAUCCUCUAUGGGAGCUCAGAACUCAUCAUUGUUUUUCUUCCUUGGAGGGAUAAUAGUGCUUAUCAUAUUGCUCAUUCUUCUCUUUGUCUAUUGGAUGAUUAUUAAACGGAGGUCACCACAAGAGGCAGAGGAGAAAAUGGAAAAGGAACCUUCAAUAAUGAGUCAACACCAAGCAGAUGAGGUGGUGAAGGUAACAUUUUCAAGCAAACAACAGCCAGGAUCAAUGGACUUCUUUAGUGGGAGCCUUGGGACAAUUAGUCACUUCAACUUGAACACAUUGAGAAGGGCAACAAGGAAUUUUCAUAGCAAAAAUCUUCUUGGAAGUGGUGGUUUUGGCCCUGUUUAUCAGGGAAAGUUGGCAGAUGGAAGGCUAGUUGCUGUUAAGCAAUUGUCUGCUGAGAAAUCCCAACAAGGAGAAAAAGAGUUCUUGGCAGAGGUGAGAUUAAUCACAAGCAUCCAACACAAGAAUCUUGUUCGCCUUCUUGGUUGUUGCACUGAUGGAUCUCAAAGGAUUCUUGUCUAUGAAUACAUGAAGAACACAAGUUUGGACCGCAUCCUAUAUGGAAAAAGUGACCAAUUCCUGGAUUGGAGCACUAGAUUCCAAAUUAUUCUUGGAGUGGCAAGGGGAUUGCAAUAUCUACAUGAGGAUUCGCAUUUGAGAAUUGUCCACAGAGAUAUCAAAGCAAGCAACAUUCUUCUUGAUGAAAAGUUUCAGCCAAAGAUUGGAGACUUUGGGCUAGCAAGAUUCUUUCCAGAAGAUCAAGCUUACCUUAGCACUCAAUUUGCUGGAACAUUAGGAUAUACGGCUCCUGAAUAUGCUAUUAGAGGAGAACUAUCAGAAAAGGCUGAUAUCUACAGUUUUGGAGUUCUUGUACUUGAAAUUAUAAGUUGCAGAAAAAAUACAGAUCUUACUUUACCAUCAGAAAUGCAAUACCUUCCUGAAUAUGCAUGGAAGCUUUAUGAGAAAUCAAUGGUGAUGGGACUGGUGGAUCCAAAGCUAAGGGAACAUGGAUUGGUGGAGAAGGAUGUGAUGAGAGCACUCCACGUGGCAUUCUUGUGCCUACAGCCUCAUGCAGGUCUGAGACCAGCCAUGUCAGAGAUCGUGGCACUGUUGACAUUCAAAGUUGAAAUGGUGUCAACACCAAUGAGGCCAUCUUUCUUUGAUCGGAGACCCAAGAAGCACGAUGAGGACAUGCCCUCUUGGGAAGCCAUAUCAGACACUUUCUCUGUUCCAAUCAUAAGUGAUUCUAAUCCUCCAACAUCUGAAGAUCACUGAUCAAACUAACAGGAACAGCUGUACUAUAUGUAUAUAUGAAAAUCUUUUUGGUAACAUUUGAAUGUAUUUUCAAUAAGAAUUUAAUUUUGAC